This is a messenger RNA of Caenorhabditis remanei, 3513 nucleotides long. RefSeq lists its product as uncharacterized. Gene Ontology annotation, biological process: protein dephosphorylation. Gene Ontology annotation, molecular function: protein tyrosine phosphatase activity. The record is from RefSeq and is a predicted model, not a curated record. The transcript is spliced from 9 exons. The coding region runs from base 1 to 3513 and encodes 1170 amino acids. Lineage: Eukaryota; Metazoa; Nematoda; Chromadorea; Rhabditida; Rhabditidae.
AUGGUCGAUUGGAUAACAUGCUUCAAAACAAAACCACUAUUUCUGAAUUGGCGACUUCUUCUGAUUAUCACUCUAAACAUUUUGACACAUGCAUCAGAUGCUUCUGUUCAGUCGGAUGAUCUCCACAACGUAGUUUCAGAUGUUUCUGCUGCCUCAUAUUCUUCAAACUCUUCAAAUCAAAACUGGACAACUGAAAACGAUGCUUCGGCUAUAAAUUUCAUUUAUGACAAAGAAUUCGUUCAUGGAGAUAUGAUCACUCGAAUCAAACGAGAUGCCAACAACGAGUUUCUAGACAAUGUCGCCGUAGUUUCUCAUAUUGUCUCUGGAAUCACUCUACAACAUUCUCUAAUUAAUAAUGGGACUCUGGUUGAAAUCUUUGUUGGCGAGCUUCUCAAGUUUGGUAACUUCAGCAUAUCUGAUGUCGUCGGAUUCAAUAUUUCCAAAAUCGAAACUUACAUUGAUUCUAUCAAAGGUGUUAGAGGUUCCUUCAAUACUUAUUCCUUGAAAUUCGAAGAAACCGCAUUGAGUUAUGACGAGGUGCGUAAUGAGUCAGAGAGCAUUCGAGAUUUCUUGAAUUCUUCGAAAUCUGAUCGAUACUUCGGAGACAUUGAAAUUGCAAUGAAGAUGGACAUGGUCAAAUUGGACACGUUGAAGACAUCAAUAGAUCAUCUGAUCUCCGAAUUCAAAGCUCUCAAAAUAGAUUUGUCAGAGACUACAGCUCUCCGAGAUACUAUUCAGAAGUUCGACGAUUUGAAGGCCUUAGUUGGUAGUUUGAAACCACUUGAAUCUCUCCGAAAUGGCACUGAAAUCUUCACAGAUUUCGUGAAGAUUCUGAAAUUAGCAUCUGACAGAGAAAAUCUGCAGAGUGUUACCAUCAAAAGAGCUGAAUUGGAUACCUUUCAUAGUCAUAUGAAUCUGAUCCAACAGAUGAUGAGAGAAAACAACUCCAUAAAUAAUGAGAUCUCCAAGCUGAAGAGUUUCUCGGCUAAUUUCGCUUCAGAAACUACAAAAUCCAGUUUUGGCUUUCAAUAUGGGCUGGAUGAUGUGAAAAAGUUGAUGGAGGACGUAAAACAUCCAUGGCUCGUAAACAUGACAGGUGAUCUAUCAUACCGUUUGUAUCGAUUAUCUGAUGGAUUCCGUCCUUUGUUCGUAUUGACAAAGCAGAUGAUUCGGUUGAAAGAGAAACUGAAGAAACUCUCUUCCGUAGAUACAUUCCCAUCUCUGACUCACUUCGAUCAAAUUCAAAAGAAACUGUUGUCUCCGAGUUCGUUGAAGUUGAUUGAUGUAGUCGAGAAGUACAAAGCAUGCACUGGAUUCCCAAUUUCACAAAAUUUCAAAGAGAAGAUUUCGAAUAUUAGUAGAGAUGCAAAGAUUGUUGAAAGAGGGAUAACUUCGUUGAUUGUAGCUGUUAAGACUACAAGUAAAAUCGACUUGAAGUCAAUGUUUCACAACGUUGAGAAGAACAAUCGAUCAAUAAUAGUUCAUCAGGAGUUGGCUCUUCUCAAGACACUUUAUGCAUCUGUUGACAGAAUGAGGCUAUCAGAAGCAUUGGCAAGUCUCCAGAAUAGUAGGCAAAUCAUUAGUGCAUUUCGCCAAAAUGCUACCGGAGAGCUGGCGUAUCACGCAUGUAUCCACAAGCUGAAGACUGGUUCAGAGCAGUUGGUUCAACUAAUUCAAGCGAUUCAGAAGAUACGAGAUGUGGAUGAAAAGAUGAUAUCAAAUGCUGAGAACGGAGUCUCCAUAAUUUCAGAAGUGAUCGAAGAACUAUCUGGUAUCAGAAAACGUUUCAAGAACAUGAAAAAGGGAAAAUGGCAAGAGUUUCUGAAUAUGAUGCGUGAUUCGGAAGCAUACUCGGAGAAUAUAUUUCAAACAUUAAAGUAUCUGAGAGAGGCCAACAGCCUCAUUGAGUUGAGAGCUUCGAUUUCUGGACUCGAAUCAAUUGGAAGCAGUGUUGAGAUGGAAACACGUGAAAUCGGGAAGCUAGAUGAUGGGAAGAGAAUCAUGAAACAAUGGGGAGACCAUCAGAAAGAUAUGGAUCAAUUGAAUGAUGCUAUAAGAGAAAUCAAGUUAUUCUAUGAUUUUCUCAAUAUCUCCAAAGCCACGACAAUCGCAGAAUAUGGUGUUCCUAUUCUAGGAAUGCUUCACUUCCCGGAUGUGGGAAUGAAUUCCAGAGAGAAAUCAGAGGCAAUCGGAGAACUUCUUCAAGGUGUUAUUCUGGAUCCAAAAACAAGAUUUGAGCUAGAAACCAAUCAGAAAAUAUUCGAUGAAUUGGCACUUCUUGAUCUUCAGUUCUCUAGUCAUCGACAUGAUUUCAAUGCGACUCCGGAAGCAUUCAGAGAAUUCGGAGUGUUUUUGAAACUGUUCUUAGAGAUAGAAGAAGUGUCAUACACUAUUAUCAUCUUCUCGUGUGCUGUAGCACUGGUAGUCUUGGCAAUAGCAAUGUUCGUCUAUGUAAAGUUCUACUAUCUUCCGAACAGAAUUCCGAAAAUUCAUGCAAGAGUGAUGAGAUGGAUCAAGAGGGAAUUUCCGAAAAACGCAAAGAUUGCAUUGAAGAUUCAUGAGGAUAUAAUGAGGAUGAUUGAGGCUCCGAUUGAGCAUGAUCAGCUGUUUUCGUAUGCGAAGCUGGAUCCCGGCAAGCAUAGAAAUCCGCAUAUCUUCUGUAAUCCCGAAAAUCGUGUGCUCAUCUACCCGAAAGAUCCACGUGAUUCCCGUGUUCAUGGAAACUGUAUUCGAACGAGAAAAAAAGAAUUCGUCGCCACGCAAGGACCGAUUGGAGACGAGCUAAUGGGCGGAUUCCAGUACAAAAACGAGAAAGGCGAACUGGUUCUUGUGGAUUAUGUGGAUACUCGUGAAGAUUUUCUGACAAUGUUGGUCGAGCGGAAAGUGGAGAAAACUGUGAUGUUGUGUGAUUUCGUGGAGAAUGGAAUACCUCAGUGUGGCGUCUAUUUUAUAAAGGAGUUGGGUGGUGUCAUAGUGAUUGGAAGAUUCACGGUGACAACGAUGACGGUGGAUUCGAUAUUGAAUGGGAACGGAAGUAAACGGGUACUGAAGAUAACGGAGAAAGGUAAACCUGAAGUACUGCUGGACCACUAUCAAUACCUUGCAUGGCUGGAUCAAGAUAUUCCGAAUGGACACGAAGAUAUGUAUAGACUGAUGAAUAUGAAGCCAAUAGUGGUUCACUGUUCAGCCGGUGUCGGACGAACCACUGCAUUCAUUGCUCUUCAUUAUCUGACCGCUGAGGUGGCACUUUGUGAAACAACGUCUUUCACCGAGUUCGCUAUCGAUUUGAAUAUGAAAAGAUGGCGAGCGCUUCAGACUGUUCAUCAGUCUUAUUGGGUUCAAGCUGGAGUGGUUUAUAAAACUCUUCGUGAUCGCAAGUUGAGAAUGAAAUACUAUAAGAAAUAUAUGAAACGAUUCGAGGAAAUGAAGAAAUGGGAAGUGGAAAGAGAGGAGUUGGCGAGGAAAGAGAGAGCCAGUCAUGUGGCUAUUCAGAUGCCAGACGAAACAGAGUGA